Cydia splendana is the source of this 985-nucleotide messenger RNA. RefSeq lists its product as uncharacterized. The record is from RefSeq and is a predicted model, not a curated record. Lineage: Eukaryota; Metazoa; Arthropoda; Insecta; Lepidoptera; Tortricidae. The coding region runs from base 144 to 806 and encodes 220 amino acids. The transcript has 4 exons.
AAACACGAACCGACGCUACAAGCUCCGCUACCGAUUUCUCGUCGCAAUUCUACGUAUUUUCGGUAUUUUAACUAUUUUAUAUACGUGUUUCAUGUGGAUUCCAAGGAGCCUGUACUAUUAAAAAAAUAGAUUGAUUCGCAAAAAUGUCUAACGAGAGCAAUGCACAGACGUGCGAACUUCUAGGCAAUGAAAUAAAAGCGUUACAAUCACAAUGCAAGGAGUUAUGUUACAUUAUCGACAACAACGAACCUAUGGACAUAAGGACCAUUAAUUCCCAUAAUGUCAACGAAAAGAAGUUGUGUAGCAUUGAAAGUCUGGCUAAACACAUCCAAAACGAAGAAACACCAAUUAUUACUGAUAGUAAUGUGAACACCAGUACAUUUUUGAGUGAAAUAAAAGAUAAAAUAAUCCAAGUAGAAGAGCUUACAGCAUUUACAGCGGGUACAGUACAAGACGUGUGCAAUGAGAAUAAGAGAUUAAAUGAAUGCAUCAAGUUAGUCCAGGAGGCCAAGUCACGGCCAUGGGCAGGCCGGCGCCAAGUACAACCAGAGCAUCUGCAGCGAGCCAAGCAACGCUUCCGUACCAUGAAGACGGAGCUGCAUGGUCUCAUACAUUCACUCUUCCCUGGUGAUUCUGAUGCCAUUACAGGAGUUUUAGCAGAACUGAUGAAAGAAAGAAUGGAUGAGACUUCCAGUGGCUAUAUCCAAGUGACCCCUGAGAACUUUCACCUGAUUGAACUGCUUAAAGAUAAGAAUAUAACUUCUGCCAACCCUUACAACAAGAUGGAAGUUAAAUUAGCUUUUUAGACUUACAAAUUUGAGUAUAGAUUAUUAUACUUCAUUGCAUUAAUAGAAUAGCAUUUAAGAAACAUAUAUGACUGCAAAAAGCUAUAUAGCUAUCAAGCCUUAAGCAUUGAUGGCUAGUGAUUAAGUUCUAUACCAUGAGAGUGCUUGCCUAUGUGUAGGAACUUAAAAAAAUUGAUUGA